Striga hermonthica is the source of this 582-nucleotide messenger RNA. The record is from the annotation of a GenBank genome assembly. Lineage: Eukaryota; Viridiplantae; Streptophyta; Magnoliopsida; Lamiales; Orobanchaceae.
AUGCAGCCCAUGAUGGCAGCCUACUAUCCAAACAAUGUCACUACUGAUCACAUUCAACAGUAUCUUGAUGAGAACAAGUCACUCAUUCUGAGGAUUGUGGAGAACCAAAACUCAGGAAAGCUGAGUGAAUGUGCAGAGAACCAAGCUCGACUCCAAAGGAACUUGAUGUACCUUGCAGCCAUUGCUGAUUCCCAACCUAACCCACCCACGACAAUGCAGUCUCAGUACGGAGGAGGAGGAGGAGGAGGUAUUUUGCCAUCUUCUUAUUCCUCCUAUUCCUAUCUGCAACAACAGCAGCAGCAGCAAAUGUCAACGACUACUACUCCUCAGUCCCUAAUAAUGGCUGCACAGCAACAGCAGCAGCAACAACAACAGCAAAAUCGGUCGUCAUCGUCCAUGUACUAUGCCUCCCCUUACCAGCAGGCAGCAGCCGCCUCGUCUUCGUCCUCUGGGGCUCUCAUGCUGCAGGGAGACCCGCACUCGGCUGGAGGAGGCUUCGGUGGAAGUAGCAGCAGCAACAGCAGUAGGGGUUUGGCUAAGCUGGAAGACAACUACUUCAAACGUGGGGACGAUGCCAACUGA